UUGAUUACUGCUCUGCUUACGUCGGCUUUUAUAUACCGUGUCGGAACUCCGUCGAAUUGCAAAACUCAAAAUUUGGUGCAGUGGUCACUCCAGUGCUUAGCCAUUUUUCUGCUGUACAGUGGCAGUCAACUUCGCUCGGUGUCUUUGGCGAUAAUCGUGUCUUGUAUAGUUGUCAAAUUGGUACCCGUGUGGUUGAUAGAAUUUGUCGCGUAUGCCAAACACAGACUGUUCCCCGAAAAAUAUAGGUUUUUAACGAAAGACGAGUAUGAACAGCAGGGCGUGGUAGAAACGGAGCGCGCUCUCAAUGAUCUCAGAAUCUUCUGCCGCAGUCCCGGCUGCGAUUCUUGGAAAUUGGUGUCUCGGCUGAGAACUCCUGCGAACAGUGCUGACUGUUUUGCAUUCUGUUUGGUUCUAAACGCAAAAAUCAUCGCCAGGUUUGCCGACUUUGUUGCUGGGGCAUCAGACGUCAGCAGCGAUGAGGCGAUGAGGCACGACCACACUGUCUCUGAGGUUAACGAAUUCUGUGCAUCGGGAUCAUAUGAAGAUGACGUACUGACCGACGAAAACGACACAGAUUCAUCAGAAGAUGAAUUCAUUUCUGGUGCUGCUCCCCUGACCAAUCGGUCGUACAACCUUAACUCAACUCGAAGGACAAGUUUCAACUACAGGUAA
Messenger RNA from Soboliphyme baturini, 672 nucleotides. The record is from the annotation of a GenBank genome assembly. Lineage: Eukaryota; Metazoa; Nematoda; Enoplea; Dioctophymatida; Soboliphymatidae.